UUAAGUUGGGGAUUGUACAUGUAUUCAUAUCUCAGUGAGAGUGGGUCAUAAGCGUGAAGGCAGCUCAAAUGUUACUAUAGGCUGAACACCUACCUGCUUACUCCUCCCUCCUUGUCCUGCACAGGUAUAAAAAAAGCAGGUGUACAUCUGUCCUUUGGUGAAAGGUGCACGGACAUCCAAGAGACAAACUUACAUCCUUAAAAGAAACCCUCCACCAGCGAACCAGACAUCAUGGCACAUCAUAAACACCCGUUAAGUGGGCCAGUCUACAGGCAGACCACCCCUAUGCCAGAGGAUACACCAAAGGUCAAGGGCUACGACUUCAACCAGGGAGUGGACCACGGUGCCCUGCUGAAGACUUACUACAACACAGGCUUGCAGGCCACUAGUGUUGGCAGGGCUAUCAAGGAGAUCAACAAGAUGAUUGAGAGGCGUCAGCAACCGCUGAAGAUGGAGAACGGACAUAUUGAGGAAGAUCCAUCAAACUGCCCCUGCCUCCAGAGCUGCACCAUCUUCCUCAGUUACACCUCAAACCUCAUCAGCAGUGGCAUCAGGGAGACUAUCCGCUACCUGGCAGAACACAAAAUGGUGGACAUCUUGGUGACCACAGCUGGAGGUAUAGAGGAGGAUCUGAUCAAGUGUUUAGGUCCGGUUUACGUUGGAGACUUUACUAUGUCUGGCAAGGAUCUGUACAAGAAAGGCCAUAACAGGAAUGGAAACACUCUGAUGCCUGAGGAAAACUAUGUUAAAUUUGACGAAUGGAUGACGCCGAUCUUGAAGCAAAUGAUGGAGGAGCAGAACACUCAGGGCACCAACUGGACUCCAUCUAGGGUGAUCCAUCGGCUGGGCAAGGAGAUCGACAACCCUGAAUCUGUUUAUUACUGGGCCUACAAGAACAACAUCCCGGUGUUCUGCCCCGCCCUGACAGACGGUGCUAUUGGAGACAUGUUCUACCUCUUUUCAGAAGACAACCCCGGCUUGAGAGUGGACAUAGUUGAAGAUAUCUCAAAGUUGAACAACCUUGUAGCCGCUGCCAACAGCACAGGGAUUAUCAUCCUGGGAGGAGGUGUAUCCAAACACCACGUAUGCAAUGCCAAUGCAUGGAGGAACGGCGCUGACUAUGCAGUGUAUGUGACCACGGCUCAGGAGUUUGAUGGUUGUGACUCAGGAGCCAGUCCUGACGAGGCUGUGUCCUGGGGCAAGAUCAGAGCAGACGCUAAACCUGUGAAGGUGUUUGCAGAAGCUUCCAUCAUUUUCCCCUUGAUGGUAGCAGAGACCUUUGCAGUCCAUGCUGAGAAGAAGAAAGCUGGCGACAAAAUCUGCUGA
Epinephelus fuscoguttatus (brown-marbled grouper) is the source of this 1326-nucleotide messenger RNA. Its product is annotated as deoxyhypusine synthase-like. Gene Ontology annotation, molecular function: deoxyhypusine synthase activity. The transcript has 10 exons. The record is from RefSeq and is a predicted model, not a curated record. Lineage: Eukaryota; Metazoa; Chordata; Actinopteri; Perciformes; Serranidae. The coding region runs from base 232 to 1326 and encodes 364 amino acids. Gene Ontology annotation, biological process: peptidyl-hypusine biosynthetic process. Gene Ontology annotation, cellular component: cytoplasm.